AUGCUGCGAUCCGCUCUCCGGUCGUCUGCGGCGUCUCCGCUCCUUCGCGGCGGUCUCGCCCAGCGUCGAGCCCUCUCCACCUCCUCCUCGCUCAACGCAGAGCGAGCUCCCCCUGGCGCCCUCAACAAGUACUCGCGCAUUAUCACCAAGCCCAAGGACCAGGGUGCAUCCCAAGCCAUGCUCUACGCCACCGAAGGUAUUCAGACCGACGAGGAUCUCACCCGCGCCAUGGUCGGCAUCGGCUCCAUCUGGUAUGAGGGCAACCCGUGCAACGCCCAUCUGCUCUCCAUCUCGCAGCGCGUCAAAAAGUCGGUUCAGGAAGCUGGUCUCACUGGCUACCAGUUUGGCGCCGUCGGUGUCUCGGACGGCAUCUCGAUGGGUACAGAUGCCAUGUCGUACUCGCUGCCCUCGCGUGAUCUCAUCGCCGACUCGGUCGAGUCCGCUUGCGGUGGUCACUGGCUCGAUGGCUGUGUGGUCAUCCCUGGUUGCGACAAGAAUAUGCCCGGUGUGCUCAUGGCGCUCGGCCGACUCAACCGCCCCGGUAUCAUGCUCUACGGCGGUACCAUCCGACCUGGUGGAUGCGCUAGCGUCGAAGGCUCGCUGGAUAUCGUCAGCGCCUUCCAAUCGUACGGCCAGUAUCUCGCCAACGGUGGCACUCCCGACGCUGAAAAGAUCCGCUACGAUACGGUCCGCAACGCCUGUCCCGGCCCUGGCGCCUGCGGUGGAAUGUACACCGCCAACACCAUGGCCUCGUGCGCCGAGGCACUUGGCAUGACCCUCCCCGGCUCCUCGUCUUUCCCCGCCGAAUACCCGGAGAAGAUCGCCGAGGCCGAAAACAUGGGCGCCGCCAUGCGUCUGGUGCUCGAGCAGGACAUCAAGCCAAGGGACAUCAUGACCAAGUCCGCCUUUGAAGAUGCCAUUGCGCUCACCAUGGUCCUCGGCGGCAGCACCAAUGCGGUUCUUCAUCUGAUUGCGGUCGCCCACUCGGUGGGGAUCGAUUUGCCCAUCGACGAGUUCCAGCGCAUCGCCGACGCCACACCCUUCCUCGCGGACCUCAAGCCAUCGGGCAAGUACGUCAUGGAGGACGUCCACUCGAAACUCGGUGGUAUUCCGACCAUCAUCCAGUACUGCAUCGAACAGGGACUCAUGAAGGGUGAGCACAUGACGGUGACGGGUAAGACGCUGGCCGAGAACGUGGACCGAUGGACGCAUCAGCGUGGCAAGCUUCCCGCUGGUCAGGAUGUGCUUCGACCCGUCGACCGUCCGCUCAAGAGCACGGGUCACAUCCGCAUCCUCAAAGGAAACCUCGCCCCGGGUGGUGCGGUGGCCAAGAUCACCGGUAAAGAGGGUCUCAGCUUCACCGGCAAGGCGAGGGUGUUCGAUACCGAAGAUGCCAUGGUCGCCGCGGUCGAGAAGGGUGAGAUCAAGAAGGGCGAGAAGACGGUUAUCGUCUUGCGAUACAAGGGACCAAAAGGUGGACCGGGCAUGCCCGAGAUGUUGAAGCCGACGAGUUUGAUCAUGGGUGCCGGGCUGGGGCAGGACGUGGCGUGUCUCACGGAUGGAAGGUUCAGUGGAGGGAGUCACGGGUUUGUGAUUGGACACGUGGUGCCCGAGGCGCAGGUGGGUGGGCCCAUUGCGCUCGUCCAGGACGGGGAUGUGAUCAGCAUCGAUGCGGAGUCGAACAGUUUGGAGCUGGUCGGUGUGGAUGAGAAGGAGUUGGAGAAGAGGAGGGCGGCGUGGAAGGCCUUGCCACUCAAGCCAAAGUCGGGUCAUCUGCUCAAGUUCGUGCGCAACGUCGCCGACGCUUCGCACGGAUGCAUCACCGAUAUGUGA
Kalmanozyma brasiliensis GHG001 is the source of this 1833-nucleotide messenger RNA. Its product is annotated as Dihydroxy-acid/6-phosphogluconate dehydratase. The record is from RefSeq and is a predicted model, not a curated record. The transcript has a single exon. Gene Ontology annotation, cellular component: mitochondrion. Gene Ontology annotation, molecular function: dihydroxy-acid dehydratase activity. NCBI's taxonomy places the organism in Eukaryota, Fungi, Basidiomycota, Ustilaginomycetes, Ustilaginales. Gene Ontology annotation, biological process: branched-chain amino acid biosynthetic process. Bases 1 to 1833 code for a protein of 610 amino acids.